This is a messenger RNA of Entrophospora candida, 4269 nucleotides long. NCBI's taxonomy places the organism in Eukaryota, Fungi, Glomeromycota, Glomeromycetes, Entrophosporales, Entrophosporaceae. The record is from the annotation of a GenBank genome assembly.
AUGGUAUAUUUGGAAAAAAAAAUUUAUUCUAUAAAAAAAUUAGAAGAUGAAUUAUUAGACGAAAUACCUUUAGAGCCACUCAAAAUAAAUCAACUUGUGUCUGCAUUAAAAAAUGGUCUUAAAAGUUCACAACAUUCUGUUUCUUAUGCAUCGCUUACAUGUAUCAGUCCUUUAAUAUCUUCUAUAGCUGUAACAAAUACAUCAUAUCUCAAAUAUGUUGUAACUGCACUUGCUCCUGCAGUAAUCGGUAAACUUGGUGAUACAAAGAAAAAAAUGCAAGAAGCCUCCCUUCAAGUUUUACUGGCAAUGUGGAGAUUUUCCAAUGGUGCUGUUAAUAACUUACAUACAUUAAAUGCUUUGGAAACUUGUAUAAAAGAGUCUGCUUUUUGCCAUAAACAAUGGAGAGUUCCAUGGACGACUAAUAUAGUAAAAUUAUUGGAUGAUUCUAAUGAACGAGUCAGAGAAGCUGCAAAAAAUAAAAUUGUCAUACUUUUCAGAUUUAGCCUUAAUCUUAACCUUAAUAGAAGAGAAUCUGUUCUAUUUUCCAAAAAAUCUAAAAUUGUUGAUAAACCACAAAUCGAUAAUGUUGAUGAUUUUGAACAAGAAUUACAAAAGAUUAUCCCCAUUUUUCAAGGAAAAGAAACAGAGCUAAACUGGUCUUCUAGAGAAAAAUAUCUUAAUCAUUUAAAAUCUUUGAUUAAUGAUGAUCAAGAUUUAAAGUAUCCAGAAGUUUUUGCUAGUUUCUUGAAAAUUAUAAUGGAUGGUGUAAUAUCAUCACUCACAAGUCUUCGUACUGCUUUAAAUUUAACUACUUGUGAAUUUAUACAAGAUGCAUCAGUUUAUCUCGGGUCAGCAAUUAAUCCUUUUGCUGAAACGUUACUAACAAAACUUUUAAAAAUGGUCUCAUCAACAAAAAAAUUAGUAUCUCAAGCUUCAGCAAACGCAACCAUUUCACUUUUAAAAAAUUCUUCAUAUAAUUGUAGGCUUGUCACGCAAUUAUUAUCGACAAUGAAAGAAAAAAAUGUUCAAUUAAGAAUUUAUAAUAUCAGUUUUUUAAAAACAGUUAUUGAAGCACAUUCACACAGAAAAGAUUAUAUUGAAAGAACUGGUGGCGCAGAAGUAUUUGAAAAAGCUAUUAAAAUUGGUUUGGUUGAUGCAAGCCCAAAAGUAAGGGAAGGCUGUCGUGAAGUUUUUUGGCUUUUUAAUGAAUUUUGGUCUCAUAGAGGCGAUAAGAUUAUGAAAAAUCUUGAACCACAAGUAUUAAAACAACUGGGGUGUGACAAAUUAAAAGAAGAUAAUAAUAGUUCAGCAUCAGCAUCAACAGCAAUCCCUUCUCAAAAAAUGCCACCACAACAAUCUUCUUAUCGUUCAAAUACCCCUUCAUCAUCACACCGAUCCAGUAUCGCAUCAAUUUAUCGUCCAACUACACCAUCAACGAAUCGUCCAACUACAACAUACAGACCAACAACACCGUCUUCGAAUCGUCCAACUACAACAUACAGACCAACAACACCAUCUUCGAAUCGUCCAACUACAACAUACAGACCAACAACACCAUCUUCGAAUCGUCCAACUACAACUUACAGACCAACAACACCAUCUUCGAAUCGUCUAACUUAUCGUUCGACUACACCAUCUCCAAACCGUCCAACUACACCGUCAACUUAUCGUUCGACUACACCAUCUCCAAACCGUCAAACUACAACAUAUCGUGCCAUCACACCAUCUCCCAAAAGGCCUAUCAUGGCGGCAGCAGCAUCCUCAUCAACAACAAAUAUUCCAACAAUGACAUACAGACCUUCAACGCCGUCUUCACAUCGUCCGACACAAAUAUCAAGACCAGUCACACCUUCUUCAAGAUCACAAGCCGAUUCGAUUGGCUCAGUAAAUGGCGGUGGUAGUAAUGUUGGAGGGUAUCCGAGAAAGUCUAGUAUUCCUAGAUCAGAAAGUAGUAUGAGCAAUUAUUCUAGUGUAAUGUCAGAACAAUCAAAUACCACCAACAAUACAAAUUAUUAUAACAGUAAUAAUAACGAGGCUAUUAAACUUAAUAACGAUUUAUCGUCACCACAACUACCAUCUAUAAUGCCUCGUUCAAUAAUGCCAGGAUCAAAUCUUUUAAGGAGAAAAUCAUUAGCAAAUCUAACACCACCAUUAAAUUGCUCACCUACUAAUCCCUACAAUGAUAAUAAUAAUCGAUCGUCACCACCAAGCUCGCCGUUAAAAUAUUCAACCAGUUUUAAUAAUCUUAAACGUGUCUCAUCAUUUUCAAAUCUUAAUCCAAGAUCAUCACCGUCAUAUUAUGCAACGGGCGAUAAUACCAAUAAUUACAAUUAUAAUAAUAAAGAUGAAGGAUACGAGACCAGUGAAGAUAGUAUUAAUAACAACCAUAGGAUUAUAAAUAAUAAUGUUAUUAGGAGUAAUGAUGAUAGAAGAGAAUAUACAAGGUUUGUAGAAAAAAAUGAUGGAAACAUGCCGUUAAAUAGAAGAGACAACUAUCAAAGUAAUAUAGAUGAUAAUAGUUAUAAUAGUAACAAUGGCUACAAUAAUAGUGUUAGCGUUAAUGCUUACUACCAAGAAAAUAAUUUAAAUAAAAACAAUUUUCAUUCAUCGAAGGAACAUUUAAGGAGGCAAUUUUCAUCAAGAGAAUUGAUGAACAACAAUAACAAUAAUAGUUAUAGUAUUAAUGGUAAUAGUAAUAACAAUUUAUAUAGGACAGCAAACUAUGGAGAAAAUCCUAAUUAUCCUAACAAUAUUUAUAAAAACCUAAUUAAUAAUCAAAGAGACAAUUAUAAUAAACAAUUAUUACCAUCACAAAUGGAAAAUCCAACAAAUUUAGAUCGAAGAUUAUUAUUAUUAAAAGAAUAUGAUAGUAAUAGUAAUAAUAACAAUAUAAAAUAUCAUGAAGGUGACAAUAAUAGUAAUAAUAAUAAUAGUAAUAAUUCAAAUAUUGAGAAAUCAUAUGCCCCAAGAGAAAAUUAUAAUGAUCAAAGAGAUAGACAAUUGUUACAGAGAAAAUUUGCAGAGAAAGGUAUGUUACAUGAUAGGGAGACGUAUCAUUCUAGAGAUAAUAACAGCAAAAAUGAUGAUGAGAUAUUAUUCUAUAAAGAAAAUAAUAUUAAUAACAAUUACGAUAAUAGUAAUAAUAACAGUAGUAAAAAAAAUGUUGGUUCAUUGGAACAAGAACAAGAAGUCAUUACUGUUAAUAAUAACAAUAUUAUUAUUAAUAGUAGUAUCAGUGGUAGUGAUAAUGAUAAUAUCAAGUUAAAAUUGGAGAAUGAGCAUAUGAUCAUGUAUGAUGAUAAUAAUAAGACCCAUAACAAAAUUAAUUCUUCUCAAUCUGAUAUAAUGCAAGAAAUACAACCAGUAAACAUAAUUACAUCACAGCCAUCAAACAAUCCAAUUGAUAAUGAUUUGAAUCAAUCAUUAACAAAUAAUGAUGAUGAUAAUAAUAAUAAUAACAAGAUUAAUACUAAAUCUGAAAGAAAAGGACGUACGAUUGAUUUAGUUUCCAUCCAAAAAAAAAAAUUAUUACUUGUCACAUCACUAGCUCGAUUGUGUAAUUAUGAUGCUGAUGAUGUACUUUUCUAUCAAUUGACUAAAUUAUCCAAUGAAACUAGCGAGUUAAGUAAUGAAAUUAUAGAAGAAAUAUGGGAAUAUGGCGAAAGAUUUAGAGAAAUCGUGAGUGCGUUGAUAGCGUAUUUAAGCCAUUGUAAAUCAAACAAUUUAGAGUCAAACGAAAUGGCUUUGAAAUUGCUUGGUCAAUUAAUUGUCAAUCAAUCCAAUUAUGUAAAUGGAGAAAAGGAUGUUUUAAAAGAUACUUAUAUUCAAAUAGUUGAUAGUAAUAUGACAUUAUAUCUAUUGAUUGAUAUUAUGGAAACAGAUCUUUUCAAUAAUAGUGACCCUUUUGCAAUACCAAACUCUGAUAGUAAUAAUGUUAGUAAGAAUGGGUGCUCGUCGUCAAGAUAUAGUGUCAAAGGAUCAACUUUUGUGGUAUUAACAAAAUUGGUUGAAAAAAUAGACAAGAAUAUUUUGAAAAAACAAAUCGGCAGAAUUAUUCCAUUAGCAGUAAAGGGAUUUAAUGAUUCAAGAUCUGAAAUUCGUAAAUCUGUUGUGGAAUCACUUGUAGCAAUUUAUUCAAUUCUUGGAAAUGAUAAUUCAAUGUUUCAAUAUCUUGGGGUUUUAAAUAGAUUACAACGAAAUCUUCUUGCAUAUUAUUUUAGUAAAAGCUUGAAAAAACAACAAAAGCUAUUAGCAAAAUUAAGUGUAUAA